AGUUAGUAUUCACGAAAUUAUGUCUUGCGAACGUGUAUGAACUGAUUAAAAAUUAUUUCAUUAAUAUUUUAACGUUAUUAAAAUUUAUAGAAAAUACUCUUUUUAUUAAUGCCAAAGUGAAUAACUUUAUAAUGACUGAUAUUUUCAUAAAGUGUAAAUAGUUUUCCUCGGUACUUUUCAAUGAAUAUUUCAAUUUUUCGUUCAUAAUUGGUUGAAAUAUUCUUUUGAUUGAACCGUGUGGAAACAGACCAUCACUAUUCAAAAAUUGUAAAAUGAUGAAUGGCUCAUUUGUCGAAAAUGAAGCUGAUUCAAGUUGUUCAUUUUCUCAAUCAGAUGCAGUUCAUAAUGGGUCGAAUGAAUUUCAUAAAUUUCAUAUUUUGGAUGAAACUGGAGGUAAUGACGAUUCUGAUAAUUCAGCAGAAUUCGACUCCGAUAUUCCCGACGAGGAAAUUGAUAAGAUGUUGGAGGAAGCGUUAGAAAACAGAAAAAGAAAAGCUUCAGAAGCUGGAAUAGACAAUGAAGAAAUACCUUUCGAAGAAAAGAAUAAGAUACUAUUAAUUGAAAAGGGGCAAAACCACUUUGAUGUGCUGCCAGAAGGAUGGAUUCAAGUUAUUCAUAAUAGUGGAAUGCCUAUAUACUUACACAAAGCUUCUAGGGUUUGUUGUCUAUCGAGACCCUAUUUCUUAGGACCUGGAUCAGCUAGGAAACAUCAUAUACCAGUAAAUGCUAUAACUUGUUUGAAUUAUAAAAGAGCUCUAGAAAAAGAAGAAGCAGAGUCUAAAGGAUCACCCGAAGUCAAUAAACAAUGUGGCCAAAAAUUUCCAAAUGCAAAAAUUGAAACUCUCCAGGAAAAUAUUCAAAUGCAAAACCUUUCUCCGGAACAAGUGCGCGAAUAUUGUGAAAAAUUAUUUAAAUUUCAAAAUAUGAAAGUAUUAAGAUUCAAAUCUUGGUCAGAACGAAGAAAAUUUACUAAAAAAUUAAAACAAAAAAAUCAGUUGCAACGACCUACUUUACCAGAUGGUACUAAACUCAUAACUUUUCCUAUACAAAAUUCUGAAAAUUCUGAGAACAAUGCUAACACUAAGAAAGAAUGGAUUAUGAACCCGAACGGAAAAUCUUAUGUUUGUAUUCUUCACGAAUAUGUUCAGCAUGCUUUAAAAAAACAACCUACUUACCAAUUCACUGAAUUAGAAAAUGCAGCAACUCCGUAUGCAGCCACAGUUAUUAUUAAAGAUAUGCGAUAUGGGGUUGGAUAUGGGACCAGCAAAAAACAAGCCAAGUCUGAAGCAGCUAAGGCUACUUUGGAAAUAUUAAUUCCGGAAAUGAAAUUUAAGAUUGCUCCAGAUAGUCAAACAGGAGAUUCAACAAAAAAGGAAAAAGAUCAAGAUCUAUCCUUUUUUGAUGAAAUAAGAGUAGAAGAUCCUCGAGUGGCAGAGUUUUGUUCCAAAACGACAGAACCAGCACCUUAUGACAUACUUUUAACUUGUUUUCAAAGAAAUUUCGGCUUGGAUGAUCUACAAAUUAGUUACCAGGGAAAUACUUCUAAAUCCCAGGGAAAUGAAUUCACAAUGACAGUAGGUAAACACACGGCAACUGUGUCCUGUAAGAAUAAAAGAGACGGUAAACAGAGAGCAUCACAGGCGAUACUUCAAGCUUUGCAUCCGAGUAUCACCUCUUGGGGAUCCUUAUUAAGACUUUAUGGAAAUCGUUCUGUGAAAAGUUUCAAAGAAAAAAAGCUCGAAGAACAAGAGAUUACUUGUUUGCAAAGCAAAGCAGCCAUUAAUCAACCCAAUUAUGCGAUUUUGAAUAAAUUGAAGAUGGAAUUAGGUAAAUUACGAGAAAAAAGAAAAGCGAUUAAACCCAUUGGUAUCUUGGAUACCGAAGAAACUUCGGUAGUAUCUCCCUUAUCUACAUCUAAUUUAAAAAACGUCGAUUUAUGAUCUUAAUUAUAAUUUGAGAGGAAUUUUUAUUUGAAAAGAAAACAAACACUUCCUAUUUAUCUAUGAAAUUAAAGUGAUUAUAUGGAAGUUAUACCAACAGUAGUAUCUCAAUAACGCACAUGGAAUUGAUUAACAUAUUCAGAAAACUGAGAAGUUCUGGAAAAAAUAACUAUCGAAUUAAUUUAAACGAUUGCUAAAGUUUUGUUUCUAUAAUUUGCAAACACCUCACCUUACCCUUAUUAAAUUUUAGAUUUCAAAAUUCAUCGCUGAUAAAUAAUUGUAUAGACUAGUAAGAAUUAAGAAACAAAGGCAGUGGUGCAUAGCUACAGGUUAAUCACCGUUCUUCAAUUACAAUAUUUGUAAGGUUAAAAAGAAGUUAUUUGGUUAUCAAAACCUUAUAAGAGGAAAAGAGAGCAAAAACGAGAUAAAAAUUGAACAAAAAUCACAGCUAAGGUCUUGGAAUGUACAAGGAAAUAAUCAACUCCACCAACAUAAUUAUUUCCGCCGACGCCAAGUAUUAGUAUAACCAAAGAUCAUUCGGGUCUUUGGUCAACAGCUAAACAUUCUAAUUUGACGUUUAAAUUGGAGAUUUUCGAUUUAUUAUUACCAUAGGCAUCAUAAAAACGGCGAAAAGUAUCACAGGGAAUAGUAUUAAGUUUCUAAGCAUGCUGUAUUUUGUUAAGUUGUGAACUUUUUGAAUCAUAACGCAAUAACAAAUUUUGUGAAUGAACUACUAACUCGCAAUAUUUGAACAGACAUGCAGAAAGCUCUGCUCAUGAACUGCACUACUAAAAUAUAACUUGUUACGGUUAAUUUUCGACUUAAUCACCGAAGAGAUUGAGACAUUUGUCAUAUCUGUGGACAAUCUUUUCGAUAUCCCCUUCAAAGAAAGUUGCCGCUAAUGUAUCCCAACCGUUCAGUAACAAUAGAGUACAAAGCAGACCUUGAAACUUCUGGAAAUUUCGUAGAAAAACCAGUAAUGGUGAAUCUGCGGUUUUCUUUAACCAUUCUGUCAACUUCUGUCAUCUCAUCAUGUCAACUUCAACUUCUGUCAUCUCUCAUGAAGUUUUCCCCGUACACACGACUUAUUCUCCGAUGGAUUUCUGCACCAUUAUUGCCUUCAGCCUGUAGAAAACGAAUUACACUUGGCGGGAGCGUCAAUAAUGACGGACAUGUUUGCGUAGCUGUAGCACAACGCCGACUGAUGCUUGAAUGUCAACAAACUAAAACAUACCAUAGAUAAAAUGAUUGAUAUACUAAAACUUAUAGGAGACAACAUGGAGAAAAUGGCCGAACAAGAGAACACGAGAAGAAUACAGAGAAGAAAUAAAACAAUUGAAGACAGAAAACAAAAAAAUAAUUGAGGUCAAUAGUACAAUGGAAAAAAACAUUAUAGACAUGGCGAACAGACUGGAGCACUUGAAAUAUCAGGAAAGGAAGAAUAAUGUAGUCGUCCAAGGAGUAAAAAUUGAAACAGAUAGCUCAGAAGAACUAAGAAUCCGAACAACAAACUUCCUAGAAAAAGAUCAGCAGGUAAACAUCGCAGUAAAAAGCUCUAUGAAAUUAGGAGAGAAAACAUGUUUAAGCAGAUUGGCCAAUAAAGACAAAAAAAAGUGAUACAUGCUUUGCACCGCAGCAAAAUGUAUUGAUAAACUAUUAUCAAUCUUGAUACAUAAUUUUAUUUGAGUUAGAAACAUUGAGGAGCAACAAAAUUGAGUUAGAAAAAAUCCUCCCAUUGUAAGUUUUACCAAAAACCAAGUUAUAUGUCAACUUUGCUAGGGAAUGUAGUUAGACUUUUUCAUUUACAGAAAUUGUUCAAAUACAAUUAUCAAACCACACUAAUCAACAUUUUAUGCAUACUUUUCACGACACGCUGAAUGCUCUCCUUAUGAAUUAAUAUUAGAAACAAAAAAUUUUAGUGCAGAUUGAGAUACGUACUUACAAGCACUGAACUAUUGUAUAGAAAUGUCGUAAUUCCGAAAAAACAAUUAGCUUAUGAACGUCUUAGUUGUGGGAUUGUGGCUUUUGAAUACUUAUAUGUUCAAAUAUAAUUUCCAAGAUGAAUACUUACAUAUACAUUCGGAGACUGAAAUUAUGUAAGUAAUUUUUGAUAUUGUUAUACUUUAAUACAUAAUUUCAGUGCUCGAUGAUGAAUUCGGAAGCUCGGAAUAUAUAUUAAAAAGAGUAUGCUGUACACUUAAGUGUUGGCCACAAUCUUAUAACUAUAACGUUAUAUAUAACAAAAACCAAACUCUUUAUUAAUUUAAAAAUCCAACUUUUGGGAAGUGUUCUUCCCAUUAUCAGGGAAACUACAAUAUAGGAGAAGUAAAUAAAAAUCAAACCAUGUAUAUAACAUGUUCUCUUAACUCAGUAAGUCAUAGAUAAAGAUUAAAGAGUUUCAUGUUGUAAUUAAUAUUAAGUUAAAAAUUCUUGAAUACGUAAAAAGAUUUAAAAUAUGUAAUUGAAAUUGAUUUAAUCAUCAAGUACUGCAAAUAUUAUCACAAAAUACCAAUGAUGCCAAUUAUUAAAACUGAUAAUUCAAGAUAUACAUGUGUAAUAUUUACCGAUAAAACUCUAUCCCGGGUUAGAAAGCAAAUUACCGGCCCCAAAUGUAUUAGUUGACAAUAGACCAUCUAUUGUGUGAUUUAUGAUAACUAAUUUAAGUCAAUUAUUAGAGUGCGACUUAAUAAGAUAAGGUUAAUGUCAUAGCCGACACUGGGUAACUCACUAGUCGUGUUUGAAGUACAAACCAAGCGAGGGUAUUCUACAACAGCCUGAUAACAUUAUAUGCUAUUCUCCACCAAAGUAUCACCCGAAUACCAUUCAUUACUGAUCCAUUUGGACUUAAUAAAAUCGACUAUAAUAAGGUUUUCAUUCAGAGGCCGCGAUUGUUUCCGUCUCGUUGAUUGUAUGACAGUUUAACCGAGUAUAUGAAUUUGUAAAUAUAAAAAUAUAUGUAUAGUUAAAUAUGUAAUAUAUAUAUAUAUAUAUAUAUAUAUAUAUAUAUAUAUAUAUAUAUAUAUAUAUAUAUAUAUAUAUAUAUGUAUAUAAAUCUCUGUAUAAAAUUUAUAAUAGGAAGGUUUCACAGAUAAAACAAGUAAAUGUAAAUUGCAUGUAAAUGCAGACCGUGAGAAAAUGUCAAUCUGGUUACAACGUGCACAGUCAAUGUGAAACUAAACUCCUUAAUCCUUUGCUAUGACUUACUUCGUUUGAAAAACACUUAAGAAUUCAUUCUCAAAUUGGACGUAAGUCAACUUUAAUACUAUAUAUUAAACAACCAUUUUAUAUACAUGGUUUAAAUUUUUAUUUACUCCUCCACUUAUAUUGUAGUUUCCCUGAUAAUGGGAAGAAAAAUUCCCUAAAGUUUGUAUACAAUUUCCAAAAUUUGCUGCAAGCUCCAAUAUAUUGGUUUUUGCUCUAACUGGUCAACAUAGACUCAAAGGUUAUUAGAUCUAAUUAAGGUAUAUAUUUAUAUUACACAAAGUGAUUUUUAUGGGGAUGUUCCAAUACAGUACUAGACAGAUUAUUCGGAUGUCAUACAGGAACUACAGUAAUUUUGGUCACAUUUACAAUUAAAUGCAAUAUUUUACAUAUUGUCACCUUUUGUUAACGUUUGCUAUGGAAUUAAGAUCCAUCAUUUGAAACGAUGUUACAACUAAUAUUUAAAUUUUGUAAGGCUUGAUUGUUAGUAUCUGAAAUAUAGGUAUAUUACGUGUAGAUUAUUUAAAUCACUUUGUAACUUUCUGUUAUCAAGGCUUCCAUAACACACAUGUUAACAAGUGCACAUGUUUUAAGUUACAAUUCACUAUCAUUUAUGUGACAUGCAUUUUGCUUGGUUAAGUAACCUUGUCGACAGAUAAAUGUAUAUUUUUACAAUUUUUGCAAGGAAUUUCAUAAACUAUAUUAAUCAACUUAUCUGUUAAGCUUAGGUGUGCUUCAUAUGUAAUUUUAUAUAGUGGGUUAUCAGUGAUGAUAUCCCUUCCACAUCUCCACAAAAAUCACUAUAUUUGUAAGUAGCCUCUAAGUCAAAGAUGGAUGGUAAGAACACACAAUGUUUCUUGGUGUUUAGCAAACCAUUUGUAUAAAAAAUACUGCUUUGAAGAGAUACUUUAUUAAGUACAAGUUACUUAAAAUCUGAUGUGCUCUAAAUUCUAAGUUCUCAUUAUAAUACUAGUACAAUAAUACUUAUAUAAUAAGUGUCGUAAUCUAGUAGGUAGGAGAUGUCAUUUGCUAAAUGCAAGCUUUAAAAGUGGGAAAUGGGCAUCUUUUAUACAAAAUGAAGAAGAAAGAAAUAUCAAUAUAGCUAAAAGAACUAACAUUCCGCCUAACUAUAUUCAUGAACCUAAACAAUCUUCUGUAUUCAGAGAGAACUACCAUAUAAAAAAAGUUUUUAAUAAAUAGUCAUACCAUCUGAAAAAUCUAAUGUUACAGUUAUAAUGGAGAAGAGACAGAUUUAUUCAGGGAACUAACUGAAAAUAAUUAGAGAGAACUCACUAAUGAUCCCACUCUUAAAAUACCAAUAAAUCUAACAAAUUACUAAAAAACUUCUUCUCAAAAACCAAAUUGACAAGAAAAUGAAAAAGAAAUUAUGGAACUAUAAUGAUAUUUCUGCUAACUUAGUUUUUGUGUGUGUCCAGAGCAGUAUAACAACCUAGCGAGGGCUACUUUUUGGUUCAUGUGGUUAAACAUUCCCUAGCAAACGCUAUUUGGCGCCAUCCUCACUUUCAACUGAGAAACCAUUAGUCAAUUAAAAUCUAGCCGUACUUGGCGAUAAUAACGCCAAACAAUAAUUUCAAAUUUUUGAAAUAAUAUAAGAGAUAAGAAAAAGAUUUUAUAUAUUGAGCGCACCUCGUAUAUCACAUAAUGUUUAACUAUAUGAUCCAAACAGCAGCGCUCGCUGAUGUUCUCUUUUGUUCAGAUUAGUGAUUUCGAACAAGAGAUUGUUACGCUGCUUUGAUGAGACGCAAAACGUCGAAACUAGGUAGCGAUCCAACCCUCUCUUUGCAAUUGUGAGUGAUUAGGAAUGUUGAUAUCAACAAGAAGGUUGAUAUCACAUUCUCAAAGCAAAUUUAAUAUUCGUUGCGCUAUUAGUCAGAAAUGUAUUUGUCGUCUCCUUUGAUUAAUGGCAAACAAUAAUUUCGAAUGAUUUAAAUUCGGAAUAAUAUAAAGGUGACAAGUAGAUUUUAUAUAAAUUUUGAUGUAUUAGACGUGCCUCGUAUAUCACCUAAAAUUUAUUUCAUACCAUCGCCAACUAAUGGUUCGCAGUUGGAAAUGAGGAAGGUGCCAAAUAGAGCUGCCGGGGAAUAUUUAACUAUACGAACUAUACCAUUGUCUUUAGUUCAGAUUAGAGACUCCGAACGAGAGGUUGUUACGCCGCUAUGAUGAGACGCAAAACGUCAAAACUAGCCAUGGCUUACAACCCUCUCGUUGCAAUUGCGAGUUAUUAGGGAUGUCAAUUUAGCCAGCUUUUCGAUGACACCACAUUCUUCAGAGAAUAUGUAAUUCAAUAUUCGUCGCGAUAUUAGCCGGAAAAGUAGUUGUUUUCUCCUUUGAAGAACGGUAAUUUUGCAUCAUUGAAAUUCGAAAUAAUAUAAGUGGUGACAAAUAGAUAAUUUUCUUCAACUUUUACAUUUUACACCUUCUUAUAUGUUUUCGUCUACAAACAUAUAGAAUGUUUAUGUAUUCAUCAUCGGGGAUUGAAAUAAUUGUCAAUGUACAAUGUCUAAAAGUAUAACAAUAAAAUGAUAGAAAUUUAUUGUCACUCAUAAUCUAACCUAGAAAAAUUCAAUGUCAUUCAUAAUCAAACCAAUGAAACUUCAAGUCUCCACAAUCCUCGAUUAAUUAAUGUAAGUAAUUUUCAAUAUUGUUAUACUUUUACAAAUAUUUUGAUAAAGUCUGAAAGUAGUCGAAAAGUCAAAUUUUUAUCUGUCUUUCAAAAAUUGGUCUAAGAAAUUUAUAUCGACGUUUCGACCUGUUGGACCUUAUCCAAAUGUAUUUUAGAAACAAAAGUUCCAAAAAAAAUUUGUCUGAUAUAAAUCAUUACCUGUUUCUCUUUGUACUUUUUUCUUUAUAAAAUUAUAUACUUAAAAUAAUUAUGUAAAUGUUUGCGCCGAUCGUUUCAAUAAUAAAUACAUGAUAUACUCAAUUGUGAUUAAUUAUUCGUUGUUGCUCUUCAUAUCCAUUUUAGAUCACACUGUGUUG
This is a messenger RNA of Diorhabda carinulata, 8141 nucleotides long. It is a transcript of the gene pasha, whose product is annotated as microprocessor complex subunit DGCR8. Gene Ontology annotation, cellular component: microprocessor complex. The transcript is spliced from 4 exons. The coding region runs from base 273 to 1940 and encodes 555 amino acids. Lineage: Eukaryota; Metazoa; Arthropoda; Insecta; Coleoptera; Chrysomelidae. The record is from RefSeq and is a predicted model, not a curated record. Gene Ontology annotation, biological process: primary miRNA processing. Gene Ontology annotation, molecular function: double-stranded RNA binding; identical protein binding; primary miRNA binding.